AUGAACUCUUCCCUUCUCUCCUCACAGGGCAUUCGAGGGAUUGACGGGGGUCAGGGUUCAAAGGGAAACAUAGGAGCCGCCGGAGAGGUCGGAGCUAACGGACAGCAAGGCAACCCUGGCAUUCUGGGUUUUCCUGGUCCUCAGGGGUUAGUCGGGCUGCCAGGAGAGAAGGGACCUCAAGGGAAGAAAGGGACGCAGGGCUUAGCUGGAAACGACGGGCCCUCUGGUCAUCCCGGAAGAGAAGGGACUCCAGGGGAAAAAGGACUGCCGGGUCCUUUAGGAGUGCAGGGACCCAUUGGUUACCCCGGACAACGAGGAGUCAAGGGAGCAGAUGGAAUCCGAGGAUUAAAAGGAAGCAAAGGAGAAAAGGGGGAAGAUGGUUUCCCAGGAUCCAAAGGGGAGUAUGGAACAAAGGGGGACGUUGGAGACAACGGAGUCAUAGGAGGCCGAGGAGAAGACGGACCCGAGGGGCCCAAAGGAACGACGGGGCCUCUGGGAGAAUUCGGACAAUCUGGUACCUCUGGAGAGAAGGGUAAACUGGGAGUUCCUGGACUUCCAGGAUAUCCAGGGCGACUGGGGCCGAAG
Molecule: messenger RNA, 585 nt
Organism: Notothenia coriiceps (black rockcod)
Lineage: Eukaryota; Metazoa; Chordata; Actinopteri; Perciformes; Nototheniidae
Product: collagen alpha-1(XI) chain-like
Exons: 9
Source: RefSeq, a predicted model, not a curated record